AUGCGGAAAAUCUACCCGCAAUCAUGUCGUGCAUUUCUCUUGCUCAUUUUGUGCUUCGACAUCGCUUCGGCUGCAAAGAAGGGAAGUUAUGGCGUCCCUCUUCGGCGAACGAAAAGGGACCUGCGAGAUAGCCGCGGAAAUCCUACUGAAAACUUAAAAGGUCGUCCUGGGCAAGGUUAUUUCAUCGCAACCGAUCUAGGUACUCCCGCUCAGCGAGUAAGUACAGGCACACUUAAUAUUUACGCGUGAUGAAUGUAUGAUCUUCCUCUGUAAUUUAACACCUCUCUGCUUGGGCUUAAAAAAUAACUUUUCUUUGCCCAGUUGUCCUUUUCAAGUUUUCCUAUCAAUCAUAUUUAGUUCGUAGUGGUUUCUGUGUAAUGCUAUUAAAAGUUUAGCUUAUGUCUAGGUAUAGCUUCACUUCAAGAAGUUUAUUAGUUUGUUGAAAUAGAUAUCCUUGAUGUGGGUUUCUUUUCACAGUCGACGGACAGAUGUAUGAUGUUUUGUUGCUUAAACGCACUUAUCUUCCAAACCUUCGGCUUCACUUAUGCUUAUACACAUUUUAUUUCGAUACUGAAGGAGUAUUUUACGCACCGUUAUUGCUGAUAAUUUAGUUGUUGGGUAUGAAAUUAUGUUGAGCGCUUCGAUCGAGGCAUGUUUUUUAAUCAGUCUUGAAUAUUGUAAAACGUUUUAAGAGAGGACGCACAAUAUGAAUGACGUUCGAUGUUUGCAAAGCUCUAUACAUGCUGUUUGGUGAAACAUAUUUUUCAGUACAUUUAUAUCCUUUCAGACUAAACGAGCAGCUUGAAGGAUAAAUAAAUUAUGUGAAGUGCAUAUAUAGUCUAGUUUUCCCUUCUCAAAAGGUUGAAGGAUUAAAAAAAUUGCUGUUUGUAAUUGAUAGAUAUAAGAUUUGAAAUCAACAUCAUUAUUCUGUAAGUUUAUUUUCUUGUAUUUUCAAAACUUUCAUAAAGAAGGACAUGUUGGCUCUGAUAAAAAUUGUAUUUAUUUUAUAUUAUUUUCCUGUGAUCAUUAUUUCUUUAAACUUCUUAUCUUUAUGCCUAAAUUUCACUUUAGACAUAAUAGUGAUAAUAAAUUCCAGAUAAUUAAACAAUAAUUUUCUAUUUCUAUCCUGGCGUAGUCAAUCGAAUGUUCAGUAUUCAAACCCAAUCGAACUCCAAUCGUUCGAUUGGGUCCAGUAAUCGAACAUACAUAUAGUCAAACUCACCCAAAACUUUCGCCAAUCAAACACAAUUGAACACUUUAGCAAUCGAACAUAAUAAAAAGUUUGGAAGUGGAAGCUUCAGCGAUUGUACACAGAACAAGUUUCAUCUCGUUACAAACAACUUCAAGAGAAAGGUGAUUAAAAAAGGGAAUCACUUCAAAUUCACUCUAGCCUGCCGCCAUAUUUUUUAAUCAUGCAGGGCUCGAAAUUAUCGCCUGCAAACUCACGAAGAGCGAGUGAUUUUGAUAACCUGCGAGUUAGAAUCAUUGAUGUCUCCCAAACAAAGGGAAAGAAUUUGCUAGUGGUCUCACAAGUUUGCUAAUGGAAAAAAAUCUUACCAGCAAAACUUUGCAAGUGCAAUAAAAGUUAACCUUGAGCCCUGGUUGUUCUUAUCACAGUUUUUUGUCAUAUUCUUUUUACAGAUUAAUGUCCUCGUUGAUACAGGAAGUAGCAACUUUGCAGUUGCAGCCUCACCACACCCAUACCUACCCUUUUACUUCCACGCAGACAAGUAAGUCAGAAAAGUUGUGAAAUUCAAGUAACUUUACAUUGUAUAAUUGACAAUAAUUGAAUUAUAUAAUUGAACAAUAAUUGAAUUAUAUAAUUGAACAAUUAUUGUUCCACGAGUCGAGUGCAUGUUGGAUAUCAGUUGGCUAUGAUCAUCUCAUAUCCUGUGAGCGCGAGUGGAAUAAUCAUAUUGUUUUAUUAAAAACGCACACAAGAUAUUGAGAAUUCUUCCCAACGUUAUUUGUAAGAACCGGAUAUUCAGCUUGUUUUUAAUUUUGAGCUGGAUGUGUACAGUUAUCAUAUUUGGAAAACAUGGUAUAAUGGCUCACAUACCAUAAUGGCUAAGCCGAUCAGAGCUCUAAAAUUGCAUCAUCCAACGAUUCAGUUUUUAAUAAUAUUUUUAUUGUUGUCAACUACUUUUAAGCACUGGCUCAGUUCUAACUUGACCAAGCCUCAAAGAGCUCAUAGAUAUACAUGUAUGGACAUCUGUAUAUUAUGGGGACAUUUCAGACAAUGAGCUUUGUUGUUUGAAUGUACAUGUUGCAGUUAAUUUUUGUUUUUCCUUUGUUUAAAAUUCGUUAGUGUACAUUACCAUACCCAAAAAAAGUGGAAAAAUAAAAAUUAACUGAAAUAAAAAAUUAGUAAGUGUAAUCAAAUGGUGACGAGUGAAAUUAGGGAAUAAUUUCACGCACGUUUUGUCCACAUUCUUAUAAUUUUCCGAGCCUUUAGGCGAGGGAAAUUAUUAGGAUUGGACAAAUCGCAAGUGAAAUUAUUCCCUAAUUUCAUAAGUAUACCAUUUGAUAACCUGUUAAUAUCAUGGGUGACGAAUAAUUACGUUAGCAAUCUUGGAUUUUUGACAUGUUUAUCCUGGAUCAUAUCGAUCAAGAACUCCACUCUCUCAAAUGUUUAGACCUUAAAUUUGGCUUGUAAAGUUCAGAAUUUUUCAGACUUUUUCGGCAAAAUACCUGUUAGAGUCCUUCUUGAUGUUCUCUUGUGUGUUCAGGUUUUCUAAAGUGUCAUUUUGUGCCCUGACAUCUUCAUUCACCAUCGCCAUUCACCAUCUUGACACUGAGACGUACAGAAGGUUGCCAUGGCAAUUUUGUAAUUUCACAUGUGAAAUUACAAAUUAUCGCUGAAAUUUUGCGCCAAAAUUAAGGAGUAAUUCGUCACCUAUGAUAUUAGUAUAGGUAAUAGCAUGAUUAGUAGUGAUAUUUGGCAUAAAUACCACGAGUGAUAUUUCAAAAUUGUUAUACGUAAUUUCACGAGCCGUUAGGCGAGUGAAAUUUGAGACAAUUUUGAAAUAUCACGAGUGGUAUUUAUGCCAAAUAUCAAGUACAAAUCAUGCUAUUAUUUGUUUAUACUACUACCCGGAAAAGGUUUGUAAUUUUCACAUGUAAGUAUUUCAAAUUAAGAUGAAAUACCACUGUUCUAAGCCAAUCAAAUUGCAGAAAUUUCUCAUGUAGUAGUAUAAACUACGAAAUACCUGUGUACUAUUUUUUACUUUUUUCAGUUAAAAAUUAUUUAAACAAAAGUUAAGAUCUUGAAAACUUUUUUGUCUGAACUUGUCCCAAAACAUAUUCAGUUUGCAUCUAUCAGUGCUUUGCUCUGGCUUCCCUGUACCGUGACUCUGACAUGGAUGUUGCACAACUUUGAAACAAACCUUAGUUUGACGGAAAUGCUUUGAAAAUUAUCUUUAGGUCCACCUCAUACACAGAUCUGGACAGGCCAGUGGCUGUGCCGUACACCCAAGGAAACUGGGAAGGAGAAUUAGGCUCUGAUUUACUGCGCUUUGUAGAGGGUCCAAAUGCAACUGUGCGGGUCAAUGUCGCAUCAAUUAUGUCUUCUGAGAAUUUCUACAUUAAUGGCUCAAUGUGGGAAGGAAUCCUUGGGCUGGGAUAUCCAAGGUUAUCUAAAGUAAGUCGUUUCUGGACAUCUAACAGUAUUGCUUUAGUUAUUUGCUUACCAACAGCAGCCGCUUAUAACCCCUCCCUUAUAAACCCUCCCAGUUAUAGGUCUAUCUUCCUGCAAACAAAAAAAUACAGCUGAUUAUAUCCGGUCCCUCCCUCAGAUAUAAGACCCCCUCAAACUUGGAUUUAAGUGAAUGUGAUUUAUUAUGACGUUUUAAAGUUUAAUAAAUUUACUACUAUGAUAUCAUUCUCCCUUUACAAAAAGAUCUGUUUAAAGGAAGGUGAAGUCUGGUGGAAAAAUUGUUCAAAUGCAAUUUUAUUAUUGUCACGUUUGUUACACACUGUUUGCCAUCCAGUUUCCUCUGCCAUCUCAUUGCAGAAGUUCACAGUUUUUAUUGAGAUGAAACCCCCUUACCCACCCACUCUUAUCACGUUGAAGAUUCCAGAGUUUAUUAACCCUUUAAGCCCCAAUAUCCACAUACAAAUUCUCCAAACUGAUCUCUAUACAUUUCCUUUAAGAAUUAGUUAAGAGAAUUUGAUAAAAGAUCAAAGUAUUUUCUCUUAGGUGAUCAUUUUAUUAAUUCUCAUAACCUCAUCUCAUGACAAUGUAUGGAUAUCGUUAGGAGAAAAUUGCUGUUAGUCACUAUUGGGACUGAAAGGGUUAACAAUACACUGUAUUUUCUGUCUGCCUAGCCUGAUUCAAGUGUGCUUCCUGUCUUUGAUCAAUUUGUCAAUGAUGGAGUUGUGAAGGACUCAUUUUCUAUGCAACUCUGCGGGAGUAGUGAAAUUGAAUUCUCCUCUGAACCAACCGUAGCAGGAACUAUGGUAAGAUUGCUAUUAAAAGGAUGGAGUGCUUUACUAAGAGCAUGUUCGGUUGACGGGAGUCUGGAAUAAGGAUAAAUUGAGUAAACUCUAGAAAUCAUGAUUUGGCAUUCAUUGCUUCGCAAUGUCUGUAAAUCUACUUGAAAUGAAUUAUUUAUUCCAGUGUAUGUAACAUUUAAGUGGUUGAAAAAUCACAAUACAAGAGAUUCAUGACAAACUUUUGCGUGUUUUUACUCUGGAAUACACUCAAUUGAAUGUGCCAUAAGACACAACUCAUGGAUAGCAUUCUAAACUCACGUUUUCAUAAAUCGUAUAGUAAUUUUAGUUAUUUUUGUUUACAACCUUUCAAAAUGAUUAUUGUUUUUAAUAAAGUGGUACAGUGUACAGGUAUGUAACAGCUAGAUUAUUGUUUACAUAAUUAUAUAGAAAGCAAGUAAAGGUUUUUCUCCAUGUAGAUCUUAUUAAAUUUGUGAGCUUUAUGACUUGCGUUACAUCCACAGGCAAACAAUAAUAUGUACAAGUCUUUUCAUGAACUGUCUGCAGACUGGAUAAGUUCGUUAAGAUGGAUCUUCUGUUGUCUGAUGAUGAAGCCUUCUAUUCUCCAACCCAACAGGUUUUUGGUGAAGUGGAUGAAGAGUUGUAUGAAGGUGAUCUUCUUUACACUCCAGUAGUUAAGAAAUGGUAUUAUGAAGUUGUGAUCACAGACAUCGCAGUGGGUGGAGAAAGUCUUAACUUGGAUUGUAAAAAGGUAAAGAUUAUUUACCCUUUAAAUGCUAGAGAUGCUCCUCUCAGAGGUUUGUUUCGAUAAGAUUUCUAAUGUAUUUAAUUAGUAGAUGGCAAAUUGAACAGGUACAUGUAAAAAAGUUCUUAUGGUUUUAUUUCCCUUUUGACUCCUGUUAAAGUAGCUAGGAGUCAUGCUCAUGGCAGCUAGGGGAAAUCCCCUGCUCCCAGCCCUCAGUGACAGCCCUAUCCUUCUUCUUUUUCCUCUUCUUCAACCACGAAACCCCACCUCCUUCAAAAAUGAAGAUUCUUGUGAAGGGUCUUUAAAAGUAAAUAAAUAAAUAAAUAAAUAAAUCUGUAAACAAAAAUAAACACACAAAAGGAUACAGUCAUAGAAAUACUGCUUUUUUUAAAAGAGUCCAAAUUCUGCAGGGUGGCAAUAUCUUCGGGUAAUGAGUUCCAUUCCCUUAUCGUGCAUGAAAAAAACAAGUACUUGUGAUAGUUAGUUCUUGAAUAUUGUAUUUUGUAUGCAUUUGAAAAUUUGAGAUGACUGCUAGCCCACGGCAUUGGGAUUAGCUGUGGCAUUCUAUCUGCUGCCAAGUUGCCAUAGUGUAGCUUGUACAAUAUGCAGAGUCUCCUUGCUUUCCUUCUGCCUUGGAGAGAUUUCCAUCCCAGCUCAUCAAGUAUUGCUCCUACACUAGCCGUACUUUCGUAAUUCCUGACUACAAAGCAGCCAGCUCGCUCUGUACCAUUUCAAUUUUCCUGAUGUUUACAACUAUUUCUAGGAAGGUUGUCAGAUAAAGGGCAUGCAACAAUUCCAAAUGGUAUUGUGGCUGGUUUUGAGUUCAUUGUUUUUCAACUAAAUUUGAACAAAUGUCAUGGGAGGCCAUGGACAUAUGUCUGUGAGUGCUAAAGGAAAGCAACAAAAGUAGGCUCAACAGCUUUACAGUGUCAGGAACAGUGUAUUAAGCAUAUCCCAUAUUACCUUUCGGGAUUGUCGCGAGCACAUUUUUUCUGACAACCUUUCUCAAAAUAGCUGUAUCUCCAUGUAAGGAUCCCAGACCAUAGCUGUAUGUUCCAAUGGUGGUCGAACUAGGCUAAAUCAAGCUAAGGUCUUGAUCAUAGCAGAAUUCACCUGUAGAUGUUGUCUAAGGAAAGCAAGAGACUUUCCAUACAUGGGAGUUCACCCUUGGAUUACCUUUACCACUAUUUUCUAGGUUGUAGUUGUAUUGAUUUUGUUUCCCAAAAAUGUAUCUCCACAGUACAAUUAUGAUAAAACAAUAGUUGACAGUGGUACUACAAACCUCAGAGUGUCAGAGGAAGUGUUUGAAGGAAUUCUUGAUCGACUCAAGAAAUUUGAUAAGGUAAAGAUUCUAAAAGGGGUAAUGUGACUGUUUCUUGUGUAAUUGCUCUCAUUCUAAGAUAUUAUCAAUAGAGCAGUAUACAUUUAUGUCACUUGUGACAUCACUUAUAGAGACAUUAAAAGUCACCAGACUUUUUGCUAAUUAAAAUAUUUGUUACCUGUUGGGUGUCCUGAGAAUACUGAGGAUAAAAGUUGAGAAUGGCAGCCAUUUUGAGUCUCUAUCACACAAAUUUACCUCAUUUCCUUUCAAGCUAAUUGCUGUAUUGCCAUGCCAAAACAGUUUGACACAUCACACACUUUCUCCGUAGUGCUCAGACUCAUGUGAAAACACCCAUGAAAAUUAUUGGUAUCUAGGCUACCCGUUUUGGUCCACUUUGUAAUCAAGGUGGAUUUGUAUUAUUUUUCUCAAUAACUGAAGCGAGUAAAAGGUAAUUCCAUCAAGGUUAGGAGGAGCCACAAAAGUGAAAAUUAAAAACUUGUUUUUUCUUUUAUUCCGUUGGGCCCUGUGUAUACCUAGCAAGACACAUUCUGUACAAUUCACUUGUCCCUAAAUACAAGUACAAAUUAUGUGGUGGAAGCAAGCAAUGUUCCAAUUAUCAUCCAAAAAUAUGAACAUCCUUUUUAAUUUUAUUCUGUCAUGUUUUUAGUUGGGUGUGCCAGAAGAGUUCUGGAUAGGUCGACAAAUGAUGUGUUGGAAUUAUGACAAGACGCCAUGGGAGGAAUUUCCAGAUAUGUCCAUAUCUCUACUCUCAUCUAUUAGCAAUUCAAAGGAGUUUAGGCUGAAAAUUCCUCCACAGGUAAUAUUUGCAAAUUAAAAACAAAUUGAUUCACCAUAUGCCUGUUGGUGCUAGCCGAAAAGGUGACUAAGGCCCUGUUUAGAUGGAGAGUAGUUGUCGUGGGUAGAUGAGUCACCCGCCUACCGGAGCUACCUUGGGCAAGCUAUCUUUUCAUAUGUUUCUUUACAAAACAUGUCAAACUGUUUACAUUUAUCUGUAUUUAUUCAGAUAAGUGCCCAGCCUCGAAUUAGCGCCCACUAACACACCACCCCCUCCCCCUUCCACUCAACUCAAAUAAGCACCCACCCUCACCCCUCCCCUUCCCCCUCCCACCCAAAGAAAAAAUUGAAUAAGUAAUAGUACUAAGACGCAGUUAUUUUACAGAAACCUUGCAUUGUUACAUCUUUGUGUUUUGAUUUUACCAUUUAUUGUUUUGUUGCAAAAUAUACAUACUACACUUGCUGAAAAUGGUUAAAAUUUAACAAGCACCCAGCUUCAAAUGAGCACUUACCUUGAGUAAGCUCUAACUCUCAGGGUCGAUUAAUCAAAUAAAUACGGUAAACACAAUUGGUUAGCUCAGCCGGGCCAUCUCGGUCAAGGUGAGACAAUCACAGUAGGACAAGCUUUGUUGUAGACAAUCAGAGCGUGUGUGAACGCUGUUGGCUCGGACUCUCUUCUUAUGUAAAGGCUCACUAAAUUCUAUUUUGUUUUUUGGCAGCUUUACUUAAGAGAAACUAUAGAACGUGGUCCUCUUCCUGGUCAGCACUGUUACAAGUUUGCUAUAACUAAAGCUGAUAAAGGUAUGAUCUGAAGAAGGAUUUCUUUAUUACACAGAACUAGAUGAGAGUAAUAAUUAUUACUAAGGUAACUAAAUGGUAUGGUUUUCAAGUAGUUUAAUUUGGGAUAGGCAGGGCUAAAAAACACUUGAAUUAUUCUAGCUUGUCCUUUGGGCAAGCAGCUCUUACAUUGUGCUUGCCCACAGUCACUUCUUGCUCAUCUUGAGGUGAUGUUACACGAGACGAUUCGCAAUGAUGAUUUUUAGCACGAUGCAGCAUGGCAACAUUGCUGCGACAUUGUUUCGAAUGGUUACAACAUUGUUCCAACACUGCAAUGAUGUGUUGCACUAAGAAUCAUCGCUGCGAAUCGUCCCGUGUAACAUCACCUGUAGUUAAAGAAUUUAUUCCAUGAUAACUUGCCUGGACCCUUGCCCAUUGCGAAAGAAAUUUCUUUUUUCUUCUACCAGAAGGGCUUUUUUUUCAAUCCCUGAUAGGGUAUAGGAAUUAAAGGAUUUUACUCUCAGAGUAGUCAAGAGAAUUAGUUAUUGGAAAUUGAUUGAUCAGUGGUACAGCGUAUAAAUAUGUUUCUGGUUCAAUGCUAAGUCGCAGAUAGGAACAUAGGGUGGUGAUUUUGGUGCCUAUCCUAGAAAAAGUACGAGAUAAAUUGCAGUUGUACAUUGUCUGGUAUAAGCCUGCCAAGGGUUCCUUGGAACCAGUGGCAUACGCUAACAGAUAGUUACAUGUAGUCGGAGUACUUACCUUUUAUGAACUCAAGCAUUAAUGAGUCGGUUUGACUGUUAAGGUUGACUUAUGAUGACUGAAGAUAUCCUCUUCUAGUGUCAUCAUUAACACACCUUAUCCUACCCUGGUGCUGUGGAAAAGUUUCUGUGAGUGAGAUAAACUGAAAUAUUAUUAAAAUAUUGUUUUGUUAUUUAGGUACAGUAAUAGGAGCUGUUAUCAUGGAGGGAUUUUAUGUGGUUUUUGAUAGAGAAAAUGUUCAAGUAGGAUUUGCCGCAACAACAUGUGGAGGUAAAUAAAAGAUUUUUUAGUUCUUUCAUGGGCAUGGGAUUUUGUUACUGGCAGUUUUUACGUGUCAUAAAUCCCCUGGCAAGUCUCCCUCACAUAAAAGCCUCUCUCUUUUCAGAAGAUCAACAUUCCUCUUCCUCUACCCCACCCCCACCCCUCCACCUCCUAAUGAUGUUUGUUUAGUAUUUUCUUUUUAACUGCACAGAAGUAUUUUGUGUUUGGGUAAAAUCUCUAAGUAAUGACUUCAGCACAGAGCUGACCUAAAACAGCAGUAUCCUCGUGGCAUUCCCUCUUUAAUCAAGGCCAGCUGUAACUGAAAGUUCACCUUUUUGUGUGGUGCUUUCAACAUUAUGAAGGCAGCACUCUUUCAAGAAAACACUGAUAGUCAUAGCUGUUACAACUCAAUGUCCCAGACUAAAAUUUGCAAUUAUUUGAUUGUUAAGUAAUGUUUACUUUUUUCAUAGCCGAAGGCCGCCUUAACCCGAGUUCUGAAGUUAGUGGACCAUUCAGUAGAGGUAAGGGCAUUCUUUGAUUAUGACCUUUAGCCUGAACAAAAAGCCUUUACAACAACUACGUAAAAAACUUGUGGUUUUUACUUGGUGGGACAAUGACUGUGGAGGCUUGUAUUAUGGUUGAAUGGGUUAAGGGGUAAAUUCUUUUUACAUAGUAAACAGCUUAUUGACCCAUGAGAUCACUAAACUAAUGCGUGCAAGCUGUUCUUAAAGUUUAUAUUAUUUUAUUUUCUUUCAGAUGCAGUGGACUGUGAAUAUAUAGAAACAGAAAGUUCUGACACAGCUCUCCUCACUGUAGCAUACGUCAUGGCUGGAGUGUGUGGACUCUGUCUUUUGCCAAUUUUUGUUCUGUUAGUUCAAGCAAGUUGUAAGAAACGCAAACAGCAACAGCAACAGCAACAGGAAGCUACAAGUGCAACAGACCAACCAUCCGAUAGAACAAACCUCAGAAACGACUUUUAUAAUAAUUAUUGA
This is a messenger RNA of Porites evermanni, 10102 nucleotides long. The record is from the annotation of a GenBank genome assembly. NCBI's taxonomy places the organism in Eukaryota, Metazoa, Cnidaria, Anthozoa, Scleractinia, Poritidae.